Molecule: messenger RNA, 2313 nt
Organism: Punctularia strigosozonata HHB-11173 SS5
Lineage: Eukaryota; Fungi; Basidiomycota; Agaricomycetes; Corticiales; Punctulariaceae
Product: exo-beta-1,3-glucanase
Exons: 13
Coding region: 1-2313 (770 amino acids)
Molecular function (GO): polygalacturonase activity
Source: RefSeq, a predicted model, not a curated record
AUGUAUUGGUCGUCGAUCGUCCCAGCAGUACUCGGGCUGCUCUCGCUCGCUCGCACGGCCAGUGCCGCGUGCUCCGGCUCUUUAGGAUCGGGAACGGCCGCUGCCAGCGAUCCAUUCUGGCUUGAAUCUAUCACGCAUCAAGGCGUCGCGCCGAACAGUGGUGUGUCGGGCUAUACCGUCUUCAGGAACGUGAAGGACUUCGGCGCCAAGGGUGACGGCUCCACGGACGACACGGCUGCAAUCAACGAUGCGAUCUCCUCUGGUAGUCGCUGUGGAGGAGGCACCUGCAACUCUACUACGACCACUCCGGCGCUUGUUUACUUCCCAUCUGGGACCUACAAAGUCUCCAGCCCCAUCUUUGCGUACUACUUCACGCAGCUCAUCGGCGAUGCUAAGAACCCUCCGACCCUCCAGGCGUCGGCUGACUUCGCGGGUAUCGCCGUCAUCGACGCGGACCCCUACCUGGACGGCGGCGCGAACUGGUACACGAACCAGAACAACUUCUUCCGAUCCGUGAGGAACUUCGUCAUCGACCUGACCCAGAUGCCGGCGACAUCUGGUACCGGUAUCCACUGGCAAGUCUCCCAAGCGACGUCGCUCAUCAACAUCGUCGUCGAGAUGUCCACUGCCGACGGCAACGCGCAACAGGGCAUCUUCAUGGAGAACGGCAGCGGCGGUUUCAUGGGUGACCUUGUCUUCAACGGAGGCAAGUACGGUGUCUGGCUCGGAAACCAGCAGUUUACCGUCCGCAACAUCACCGUCAACAACGCGGCGACCGGAAUAUUCAUGCAGUGGAACUGGGGCUGGACGUUCCAGGGCGUAACGCUCAACAACUGCGGUGUCGGGUUUGACCUCACAACUGGUGGUUUGACUGAAGACACUCAGACCGUUGGCGCGGAAGCAAUCAUCGACGCUGUUGUAAACGACACGCCCAUAUUUUUGCGUUCCUCGACCAAUUCCGACGGGUCGUUGCAUGGGUCGCUCGUCCUCAACAAUGUCAAGCUGAGCAACGUGCCGACCGCAGUCAGCGUCACCGACGGUACUGUCGUUCUCGCCGGCACGUCCGGAUCCACUACAAUCGACUCCUGGGGCCAAGGCAACGUCUACACUGGCACUUCGCAGACCGGCACGUUCCAGCAGGCGGAUCUCCCCGUUCCGAGCAAGGCCGCGAGCCUCCUCGACAGCGCCGGCAGGAUCUUCGGAAGGGCACACCCUCAGUACCCGACUUACGCUACCAGUCAGAUCGUCAGCGUUCGCGACAAAGGCGCUGCCGGCGAUGGUUCGACCGACGAUACCGCUGCCCUCCAGGCCGUUUUCGACGACUUUGCUUGCAACAGCAUCAUCUUCGUUGAUCAUGGAACGUACAAGAUCACCGACACGCUCACCAUCCCCGCCGGUGCGCGUGUGGUUGGUGAAGUCUGGCCCGUGAUCUUGGGCUCCGGAGACGCUUUCAACGACCAGAGCAACCCGAAGCAAGUAGUCAAGGUCGGAAACUCCGGGGACACUGGCACCAUCGAGAUAACAGACAUCCUCUUCGCCACUCAAGGCCCCACCGCCGGCGCCAUCGUCGUUGAAUGGAACAUCCACGAGGACGCGCAGGGUACCGCGGGCAUGUGGGACUCACACAUCCGUCUCGGAGGCGCCGUCGGCACCGACUUGCAGGUCAGCCAGUGCCCGUCCGGCUCAGACAACAGCGCCUGCAUGGCUGCCUUCCUCGCGCUUCACAUCACCACCGAUGCCACCGCCUACCUCGAGGGCACAUGGGUGUGGCUCGCCGACCACGAUCUCGACGACAACGCCCAAGGCCAACUCACCCAGUUCAGCGGGCGCGGUAUCCUCUCGGAGAGCCAAGGCCCCGUGUGGCUCAUCGGUACCGGCAGCGAGCAUCACGCGUUGUACCAGUACUCGCUCGUCAAUGCUGCGGACCAUUACAUGGGCCUCAUUCAGACCGAGACGCCGUACUACCAACCGGAUCCGGCUCCUCCGACUCCUUUCGCGACCAACAGCGACUACAACGACCCGACGACCCCUGACCAGGCUGCAUGGGGUCUGUCUGUCCAGAAUUCGAAGAACAUCUUGGUCUUCGGUGCCGGCCUAUACAGCUUCUAUCAAAACUACGCUCAGGAUUGUCUCGACACCUUCAACUGCCAGUCUCAGAUCCUGAAUAUUGACUCGGAUUCGACCAUCGACAUAUUCAGCUUGAGUACCGUUGCUACCACAUGGAUGCUAUCCAUCGAGUCCUCCGGAGUUAUCCCGCAGAGCGACAACAGGGACGGAUUCCAGAGCACCAUAACUGCGUGGACAAGAUCAUAG